This is a messenger RNA of Hyaena hyaena (striped hyena), 3791 nucleotides long. It is a transcript of the gene CACNB1, whose product is annotated as calcium voltage-gated channel auxiliary subunit beta 1. Gene Ontology annotation, biological process: regulation of voltage-gated calcium channel activity; chemical synaptic transmission; calcium ion transmembrane transport. Gene Ontology annotation, molecular function: protein binding; high voltage-gated calcium channel activity. Gene Ontology annotation, cellular component: voltage-gated calcium channel complex. Lineage: Eukaryota; Metazoa; Chordata; Mammalia; Carnivora; Hyaenidae. The transcript is spliced from 14 exons. Bases 153 to 2390 code for a protein of 745 amino acids. The record is from RefSeq and is a predicted model, not a curated record.
ACGCCAGGCAGGAAGAGGGCAGCCGAAGGCCGGGCCAGGUGGCUGGAGCGGGUGCCGGCUGCGCUGCGCUGCUCUCGGUUCCGACGGCCUCUCUCAUGCGCUGAGGGCGCCCGGCUUGGCCGGGCCGGCGGCCGGAGGGGAGGCGCCUCUCCAUGGUCCAGAAGACCAGCAUGUCCCGGAGCCCUUACCCACCUUCCCAGGAGAUCCCCAUGGAGGUCUUCGACCCCAGCCCGCAGGGCAAAUACAGCAAGAGGAAAGGGCGGUUCAAAAGGUCGGAUGGGAGCACGUCCUCGGAUACGACAUCCAACAGUUUUGUCCGCCAGGGCUCAGCGGAGUCCUAUACCAGCCGCCCGUCGGACUCUGACGUGUCCCUGGAGGAGGACCGGGAAGCCUUAAGGAAGGAGGCAGAGCGCCAGGCAUUAGCCCAGCUUGAGAAAGCCAAGACCAAACCAGUGGCAUUUGCUGUGCGGACAAAUGUCGGCUACAACCCGUCUCCAGGAGAUGAGGUUCCGGUGCAGGGAGUGGCCAUCACCUUCGAGCCCAAGGACUUCCUGCACAUCAAAGAGAAAUACAAUAACGACUGGUGGAUUGGGCGACUGGUGAAGGAGGGCUGUGAGGUUGGUUUCAUCCCCAGCCCCGUCAAACUGGACAGCCUGCGCCUUCUGCAGGAACAGAAGCUGCGCCAGAACCGCCUCAGCUCCAGCAAAUCAGGUGACAACUCCAGCUCCAGCCUGGGAGACGUGGUGACUGGCACCCGCCGCCCCACACCCCCUGCCAGUGUAGGGGGCACCCUGGUCUUGAGUCCUCCAAACACCUCCAGCGGUACCCCCUCCGUGAAGAGUAGGGUCCCCCCCAAGCUGGGCCCGUCCGCGCCCAUUCUCUCAUCUCUCCUUCCCGUUUCUUUGGUAGCUCCAUCUCUCUGCCUGACUCCCCCACCCCACCCCCAUUCAUUUCUCCUAGCUCUGUUCCAUUCACCUCUUCUUCUUUCUUUUCUCCCCAUCCCAUCCUUGCCUUCUGUACUGUGUCUCCAUGUCCAUCCCACUCCUCCCCACCUCGCCUCCCUCCUCUCUCCUGACCGCGGUCCAGGUAAUGAAAUGACUAACUUAGCCUUUGAACUAGACCCCCUAGAGCUAGAGGACGAGGAGGCAGAGCUCGGGGAGCAGAGCGGCUCUGCCAAGACUAGUGUUAGCAGUGUCACCACCCCGCCACCCCAUGGCAAACGCAUCCCCUUCUUCAAGAAGACAGAGCAUGUGCCCCCCUAUGACGUGGUACCUUCCAUGAGGCCCAUCAUCCUGGUGGGACCGUCGCUCAAGGGCUAUGAGGUUACAGACAUGAUGCAGAAAGCUUUAUUUGACUUCCUGAAGCAUCGAUUUGAUGGCAGGAUCUCCAUCACUCGUGUGACGGCGGACAUUUCCCUGGCUAAGCGCUCAGUCCUCAACAACCCCAGCAAACACAUCAUCAUUGAGCGCUCCAACACACGCUCCAGCCUGGCUGAGGUUCAGAGCGAGAUCGAGCGAAUCUUUGAGCUGGCCCGGACCCUUCAGUUGGUUGCUCUGGAUGCUGACACCAUCAACCACCCAGCCCAGCUCUCCAAGACCUCACUGGCCCCCAUCAUUGUUUACAUCAAGAUUACUUCUCCAAAGGUACUUCAGAGGCUCAUCAAGUCCCGAGGGAAGUCUCAGUCCAAACACCUCAAUGUCCAAAUAGCGGCCUCAGAGAAGCUGGCACAGUGUCCCCCCGAAAUGUUUGACAUCAUCCUGGACGAGAACCAAUUGGAGGAUGCCUGCGAGCACUUGGCCGAAUACUUGGAAGCCUAUUGGAAGGCCACGCACCCGCCCAGCAGCACUCCGCCCAAUCCGCUGCUGAACCGCACCAUGGCGACUGCAGCUCUGGCCGCCAGCCCUGCCCCUGUCUCCAACCUCCAGGGACCCUACCUUGCUUCCGGGGACCAGUCGCUGGAACGUGCCACCGGGGAGCACGCCAGCGUGCACGAGUACCCGGGGGAGCUGGGCCAGCCCCCAGGCCUUUAUCCCAGCAGCCACCCACCAGGUCGGGCGGGCACCCUGCGGGCACUGUCUCGUCAAGACACGUUUGAUGCCGACACCUCUGGCAACCGAAACUCUGCCUACACGGAGCUGGGAGACUCAUGUGUGGACAUGGAAACUGACCCCUCCGAGGGCCCAGGGCUUGGAGACCCUGCAGGGGGCAGCACCUCACCAGCCCGGCAGGGAUCCUGGGAGGAUGAGGAAGAAGACUACGAAGAGGAGCUGACCGACAACCGGAACCGCGGCCGGAAUAAGGCCCGCUACUGCGCAGAGGGUGGGGGUCCGGUUUUGGGGCGCAACAAGAAUGAGCUGGAAGGCUGGGGGCGAGGUGUCUACAUCCGCUGAGAAGCAGGGGCCACACAGUGGGGGGCAGGGCUCCGAGCCCCGGAGAGGGGAGGGACAGAGGGGCUCACCACGGGGAUGUAUCUUUCCUCCAGGGGGCGCUGUCUCCCUCCUUUCAGAUGCCUUUGCUCGAUUUGGGGGGUUUCUUUGUUGGUAGAUCCCACCUCCUGGGGGAUCUAAGGUGAUUAAGCCACACCUGUAGGUUUUUCACUUACUUGCUGUGGACGGAUAGGGGAAUGCCCACCUUUCAGUGUCCCUUUUUCCCCACAUCAGGGGGCUUUAUCCCCUCACUUCCAGAGAAAAGGUGCACUUCCUUAACUCUUUCUUCUUGGGGCUCUAAACAAGGGUCCUAAAUGGGGUAGCCCUUUCUUUCCCCAACCUGGAGUACUUGGGAAGGGUGGGGGGCUUUUCCUGGAGAGGGAGACCACAGACUCUCUCCCAUGAGGGCUCUCUCCCCCAAGCCCCAGAUCCAGGGUCCUUUACCAUGCCCACCCCUCCCCCAGCUUCCUGGCAGCAUUGUCUGGUGGGUGAAAGCUGUGGGAUGGAAGCCCCACGGAGAGUUUGUCCUGGGGAGGGGUCUGGGUAGAAAGCGGCAGGCAUCAGAUGUAGUGCCCUCUGCCUGCCCAGGAACUAGACCCCUGAGGUGUGGGCAGCCAGAGACACUGCCCCCCACCCCACCGCUUCCAUGCCUCAGCCUUCACCUAUCCCGGGAAUGAGCUUUGCCUACAACAUCCUUUGCCUACUGCCAUCAGAAGAGGGGGCCCCUCCGCGUCUGAGCCCCUCACCCUGUUUCACCUGGGUGUGGCACCCAUGAACACUCUAGUCCGCCUCAUUUUGAAACCAAAAAACUGCUCCCUCACUCUCACCCGGAGGCCCCAGGGGAGAGGCCCUGUGGGUUGGUGCCCGAGAGGUGAUCGCCACCCCAGUGGUUGCCUCGGGACCUCGGAUCUCCCCUGCGGGGCUUGGCUGCUGCUGUCGCCGCUGCUUUGGAUUUGCCUCUUGUGACCCUGUCCUUCACCCGUGUCCACUCCCUCUAGGAGAGGCCUGGGUACCCCCUCUGCCCCAGAGUGUCCCUUUGCCUAGCAUCCCUCCAGCCCAGCAGCCCUGCCCCUCUCCAGCACCCAGCUGGGCCAGAGAGAGCCGAUUGUGCCAACGAGGACUGGGUCCUGCCCGGCUGCCCGCCUCAGGGAUGGGCACCUCAUGCCUGUCUCGCCACCUCCUGUGCCAAUGUUGCCCCACCCCCCACCUGGGUUGGGGAGCAGCUUCCACUUACUGGUUAGAAGACACCACUGCCCAACCUUCCUCCCUCCCUGUCUGGUGUCCUGUGCCCCCAUCUGUCUGUCUGUCUGUCUGUACUCCCCUAGAAGUAUUUUGCCACAUAUAAAACCGCCGUCGUGUCCUUUG